Messenger RNA from Homo sapiens (human), 469 nucleotides. RefSeq names its product H3 clustered histone 13 (gene H3C13). Lineage: Eukaryota; Metazoa; Chordata; Mammalia; Primates; Hominidae. The transcript has a single exon. The coding region runs from base 13 to 423 and encodes 136 amino acids. The record is from RefSeq and is marked reviewed. Gene Ontology annotation, cellular component: nucleosome; chromosome; nucleus. Gene Ontology annotation, molecular function: DNA binding; protein heterodimerization activity; structural constituent of chromatin.
CAAUGAGACAGCAUGGCCCGUACUAAGCAGACUGCCCGCAAGUCGACCGGCGGCAAGGCCCCGAGGAAGCAGCUGGCUACCAAAGCGGCCCGCAAGAGCGCGCCGGCCACGGGCGGGGUGAAGAAGCCGCACCGCUACCGGCCCGGCACCGUGGCUCUGCGGGAGAUCCGGCGCUACCAGAAGUCUACGGAGCUGCUGAUCCGCAAGCUGCCCUUCCAGCGGCUGGUACGCGAGAUCGCGCAGGACUUUAAGACGGACCUGCGCUUCCAGAGCUCGGCCGUGAUGGCGCUGCAGGAGGCCAGCGAGGCCUACCUGGUGGGGCUGUUCGAAGACACGAACCUGUGCGCCAUCCAUGCCAAGCGCGUGACCAUCAUGCCCAAGGACAUCCAGUUGGCCCGCCGCAUCCGCGGGGAGCGGGCCUAAGGCAUAUUUUUAAGUGGUCGAUCUAAAGGCUCUUUUCAGAGCCACU